Molecule: messenger RNA, 3501 nt
Organism: Perca flavescens (yellow perch)
Lineage: Eukaryota; Metazoa; Chordata; Actinopteri; Perciformes; Percidae
Product: deoxyribodipyrimidine photo-lyase
Exons: 9
Coding region: 196-2838 (880 amino acids)
Biological process (GO): circadian regulation of gene expression; entrainment of circadian clock by photoperiod
Cellular component (GO): cytoplasm; nucleus
Molecular function (GO): DNA binding; deoxyribodipyrimidine photo-lyase activity; FAD binding
Source: RefSeq, a predicted model, not a curated record
CUUUGCAGGUUACAAAACACGAACACAUGGCUUGUGUAAGUCAAAAUCAGCUGUUUGGUAACCGGUACUUGGGUGUCGUUAUGUUCAGGACGCGGAGCGCUUAUGUGCGAAAUGCUUGAGUUUAAACUAUACUAGACUUAACGUCACAUAGGCUACAUUUUAUAGCUAUAAUUUAUCGUCACCUUACUGUUGAAGAUGCCUCCUUCAGUGGCUGCUGCCGAAGAUAGCAAAGCCUUGGUGAGAAAGACGUUACGGGAAGUGCUGGUGGGUCGAGAGAAUCCUGAGGGUUUUUUUGCGAUGUGUGUGUCCGCGUUGGGGCACCAGGAGACCCACUCACAGUUCCUAUCCCUCAUCCAGCCCCUAUCCACGGCCAACAGAUCCCUGCACUCCAUCCUCACGUCCAUCUACAUGGGAUAUUUCUCUAAGACUGAAGAUGAUGAACUGGAACUAGCAUUGUCUCUCUCUCUACUGGAAAUGAAAGAUCACCAGCUGUCAAUUCCCAGCCAAGAGUCCCGACUACAGCAACCUGGAGACAGACCGAAUCAGAGAUGCUCUGUUCAACUGAAUUCUGUAUCUCAGCCUCAGGGAAGCAGCCACGCCCAGCUAGCAGAUGUAGAAAACACCAACUCACCACAAACUGGAGCCUGGGUCAAGGCGGGCCCACCACAGACAACCCAAGAAACUGAGCCUCAGAAAAGCACAUAUGUUGACGAAUAUAAAAGUGAGACACUAGGGACAAGUCAGACUGUUUUUGUCUCCAGACUGUCUGGCUUACUUUCCAAGCAAGACAUGGUUGAAGAAGGUGACCAAAUGACGGAUGAGGGAGAUUUGAAUCAAACAGAGAAACUAAAGCGCUCUAAGAAGAGGCGACAGCGGCGUAAAGGUGCUGGCCAGCAGGUCGUAGGUUUGCCCUGUUCUCCAUCAGCACCGCCACCGGUACUGCUGUGGUUCAGGAGGGACUUGCGACUUGGGGACAACCCUGCUCUCAUUGGCUCAUUGGAGAUUGGUGCACCUGUCAUCCCUCUCUUCAUCUGGAGCCCUGAUGAGGAGGAGGGACCUGGGAUCACAGUGGCUAUGGGGGGAGCUUGUAAAUACUGGCUUCAUCAAGCAUUGUCUUGUUUCUCCUCAUCUCUGGAGAGCAUUGGCAGCCAUCUUGUCUUCCUCAAGGCAAAUGGAUGUUCUCUGCGUACCCUUAAGGCGCUAGUAAAGGAGACAGGGGCGAGAACGGUCUUGGCUACCGCCCUCUAUGAGCCCUGGCUGAAGGACAGGGAUGAUGUGGUGGUGUCAGCCCUUCAGAAACAUGGUGUUGAAUGCAGGAUGAUCCACUCGUACUGUCUCAGAGACCCUUACUCUGUCAGCACGGAGGGUGUUGGACUCAGAGGAAUAGGUUCAGUGUCUCACUUCAUGAGCUGCUGUAGACAGAAUCCAGGGUCUGCGUUAGGGUUUCCCCUGGACCCUCCCAGAUCUCUCCCCACACCUGCUCAGUGGCCUCAGGGUGUCUCUUUGGGCACGCUAGGCCUGGCACGCAUGCCCCGCAGGAAGGAUGGCACGACGAUUGACUGGGCGGCUAACAUCCGUAAAUCAUGGGAUUUCAGUGAGGAAGGAGCAUGUGCCCGGCUAGAGGCUUUUCUCAAUGAUGGUGUGUAUAGAUAUGAAAAAGAGUCAGGCAGGGCGGAUGUCCCAAAUACCAGCUGUCUGUCUCCCUACCUUCACUUUGGCCAGCUCAGCCCACGCUGGCUAUUGUGGGAUGCCAAAGAGGCACGAUGUCGACCCCCAAAGUUCCAACGCAAACUGGCGUGGAGAGAUUUGGCUUACUGGCAGCUGACAUUGUUUCCUGACCUCCCCUGGGAAUCCCUCAGACCUCCAUACAAGGCUCUGCGGUGGAGCAGUGAUCUUGGCCACCUGAAGGCCUGGCAGCAAGGGCGAACAGGCUACCCACUGGUGGACGCAGCCAUGAGGCAGCUGUGGCUGACAGGCUGGAUGAACAACUACAUGAGACAUGUGGUGGCGUCUUUUCUUAUAGCAUAUCUCUAUCUGCCCUGGCAAGAAGGCUAUCGCUGGUUCCAGGACACCCUAGUGGAUGCAGAUGUUGCCAUAGAUGCUAUGAUGUGGCAGAAUGGGGGCAUGUGUGGUCUGGAUCACUGGAACUUUGUCAUGCACCCCGUUGAUGCAGCAAUGACCUGUGACCCCUACGGCAGCUAUGUUAGGAAAUGGUGUCCUGAACUUGCAGAGCUACCUGAUGAGCUUAUUCACAAACCCUGGAAAUGUCCUGCGUCCAUGCUUCGACGUGCUGGUGUGGUGUUCGGUCAGACAUAUCCUGAGCGAAUAGUUACAGACCUGGAGGAGCGGAGGAGUCGUUCCCUGCAAGAUGUAGCUCUGGUGCGGAAAGAGUAUGGACGGUAUGUGGACAAGUGCACAGGGUGUGACUUGGUGCCUCUGCCUCCACGCCUAGUCUCUGAGGCUCUAGGCUUAUCACACAGGGAUGGCGGUGUGGUGACAGAAGGGAAGCAGUUCCUAUUGCCUGUUAUCACCCGCAUGGAGUUCAAACACCAGAUAAAAGAUCCAGAUGCAGAUGCCCCCUCAAAUCCCUACAAUGCUGUUCUAAAAGGAUACGUGAGCCGAAAGAGGGAUGACACCAUUGCUUUCCUUAAUGAGAGAGACUUUACUGCAAGUGUGAUGUACGAGGGAGUUCAGAGAAAGGAGAGGCUGGAGAGGGAUUAUCGCAGAAUCGAGGGACUCCCUCAGCCUCCUGCACCUCAGGGCAGGGCCAGACGAACUCCAACAUCCAAGGACAGGUUUUCUAUAGUACCUGGUGGGGCGGUCUCCUCACUCAGGUGAAACAGAGAUCAAGACUGAAGGUUUACAGGUUGUAAGUGACUAGACUGUUUCUAGUUGUAAAAUGCACACGUACAAAAUGUUACAAAACAAUAGUCUUUUAGGGAAAGAUUGACGCUGUGGAUAGAGUGAGAAACCUGCGUUUGUCUUGUGACAAGUUUGCCAGAGUUGCAAAAUGCUUUACAUCAAGUAUGCAGUAUAAUCUCGGGUAUUACUGUAUACCAUUGCCUGGGUCUAGACCUUUGAAUCCACCCACUCCAGAGUUAAAUGAAUAUGUAAACAGAGUGUAACUAGUUUGAUAUCAGGUGUGUGUGUGUGUAUAUAUAUAAAAUAUACAAAUAACAUUUAUAUUAUGUGAUGCUCUGACUAAGUGUCAAGCAUAUUACCUGUUCAAUACCUGUGUUAUAGCAAAUAUCUUGUUAAGUCACAUGAUUGCUGGCAGCAUUCAACUGGGUGGCUGUUUUUCUGUGUACUGACCUGGCAGCCAGAUUUUGCAUUGUGGUGAGCCCUGCACAAGUUGAAGGAGCUGAUGGGAUUACAUUUUACUGGAAUUGUACCUCAUACGAUUUCAUGUGACAAAUACAAAUUGAGUAAAACUACAUGACAUGCAGACAUUUAAAAAAACUAAAAAUAAAAAUACUGCCUACUUUAUAAUAUAAAGUCUAA